This is a messenger RNA of Cyclocybe aegerita, 11229 nucleotides long. The record is from the annotation of a GenBank genome assembly. Lineage: Eukaryota; Fungi; Basidiomycota; Agaricomycetes; Agaricales; Hemipholiotaceae.
AUGAGCAGCGAACCUACCGAAAUAUGGUCUCCUCCAGAGGGGACCACGACGUAUACAGGCACGUUUUCUCCUUCAAGAUAUUCCUACACGUCGCGCGAGUCGGAUAUCCAGCGCUAUUCAUCGGAUGGAGACGAAUCAGAGCAGCACAUGAGGCGCGUCGCCGUAUCUCCUUCCCCGUCGCAGGAGUACGAUGAUUACAACGACGACAAUUCUAUCGACGAAGUUGACGCCACUCUCAACAAUCUGGACGAAGAGAUUGACAAUACCGAGCAAGCAGUGUCCGACUGGUCGGGCUCUUAUUCACCACUGGGGGGGAGGACGUUUUCAUCUGCUACGGGGACGUUCACCUACUCCGGCACCUACACGGGUUCUCCUUCCUUCGUCUCUCUGCCGACGUUCUCGCCUCGGUCUCCACCCCAACAUCAAGUCGAACCAAGGUUUCGUCUCAGCCGUAUCACGGAGAGGACGGAGGAGUCACGUCCUUCAUCGGCUUCACUCUCGACUUCGCGACCAGCUAAUCCAACCCCCGAUAACCUUCGACGGUCGGCUUUACUGGGAGUUACGCCUUCCCAUUCUCGAGCUUCGACAGACCCAAGUUCAGAUAGGACGCUGCCAGCUCCUGGACGGCUCGGAGAGCUCAUUGCUGUGUUUGAAUCUCCAGGACACACCCGCACAUCUUCUACACCUGGCUAUCGAGCUUCAAGCCCCAUGCUUACCAGUGCAGGGUACGGUUAUGGAACAACAUCGUAUGGGUAUGGGUCGCGUUCGUCUUCGCCGACCAAAUCAGCAAGUGGGUCGUCGGGGUCCAACGUCGGCCCAAGUUUGCUUUCCCCUCCAGAAAGGCCAACCACAACAUCGGGAUUUCGGUCUACAACGAGUGGGACAGUGACGGGAACCGGAACGGCAACUGGAGGAUACACCAGCCAAACACCAAGCACAUACACUAACAUCAACACUUGGACUAACAGAAACACUGGUACUGGAUCAUAUACCACGCCAAGCAUGCAGUCGAGGACAUAUACCGACACCAAUACUGACACAUAUACCAACACCGACACGCAGACUUACACUCAUCGAAACACCGAAGACACCUUUACUCGCACUUCUGUCACUCCUAGCUCCGGUUUAAGAAAGCCGCAAACGUCACCAAGGUCCCCCCUUGCUUCAGUGAGGAACAUAGUUGCCCUAUGGAAGGAACGCACGCCGGCAUCUGGACGAUCGGGCGACAGGUCGCCCCUCACGUCGGUCUCGCCGCCCCAGGAUAAUGACGGGCUAUAUGGCAUUCGGCGUCGUGUUGAAGGGGCACGUGCGAGGCUUCGAGAGUCACGUCAAAUCAGCAAUCCGCUCGUGACACCCACUCGCCCAGCCCUAGAAGAUGUACCUGACAAUGCCAGCGUCAGGAGCGGUCGUAGCGGCGUCUUACCGCCUGGCUUCGAUCUCAACGAGUUUAGUAACUAUGCCCAGAGUAAAGAGCCACCUGUUCAUAUUGGCUUGCUAUGGUACCUCAACGUCCAUGCCUCUCCUCCAUAUCGUUGGCAGAGAUGCCAGGCGUUGUUGUAUCCACACAUGCUUCUGCUCUCCUGGCUUGCGCCGGGAGGUGGUCGCGGUAUUGUGGCGCUUGACCUCCUGAACUGUACAAGUGUACAAUCGGCUCCUUCGCCGACUCAUCCAAGCGCCCGCGACGAUGUUGGAACAAUCGCAGCAAGGCAGCAAAUGAGCGAGCGUGAUGCACUUCCGCUUAUGGACAUGCUCGUACCAUUUCACAUGCUGUAUGCAGAUGGGGUCGAGCGGUUGGCGGCCGAAAGUCUGCUUGAAAGGCAAAAAUGGGUGAAUAGGCUUUGGGAGGCUGUCAAUCGGCCUCUUGUGGUGCCAAAUUCGGUCUCUGUUACCAGAUCGCCGACAGGGUCCAUCCGGACUAUUCUCUCUAUCAAUAGCAGCAGCAGCACUUCCAGCAAUGGGUCGCGAUCCACGGUCUUUGUUCCCCCUCUCAGCUCGCUUCCAGACAUCUCCGACUUCCAGUCAACUACAUCUGGCCUUUCUCGUCAAUCAUCUAUUAUCACAUCCCACCACACUCGCACUGUUGACGACACAGUGAUUCAGAACCAGGAGUAUGUCUAUCCCGGCGAUCCUCGAGUCAUUACACCCACACGUGGACGGUCUUUGCGACGACGGAGUGGGUCCAUGACGGACCUGGACGAUGAGUUCAAGAUGGCGAUUAGCCGUGCCAGAGAUGCAGCGGGAAGGUUUUUUGGUGGCUCUCCAGUAACGAUCUCCAGCGGGUCUUCGCUCGGAAAGAACAUUUUCAUUACCCCUCCUCCCAGCGUCGGGCGUGGCGGUGACAGGGCGAGGUCAGAGGCAUCCGAUGAGCACUUCUUCAGUGCUGGUUCCUCGGAUGGUGUUCGAUCGAACGUGUCGUCGACGUACUUCUCCCAGACGUCCCUUACUUCAACCGGUCGUCGUCGUACGAUGACUGGCCCCACGACUGCGACAUCUCCCACUCAAGUUUCAUCCUCAACCUUCACAUCCACAUACCGUCCCUUGACUGGUUCCGGCUCAUCCAGAAAUGGGGAUUCAGAGCUGUCCUUUGCUGAUUCUCCUUCUACGUUGUCGCGAGCGAGAGAAAUACGGCGCCGGGUGGCCGGCACAUCGAGGUCAUAUUCAUCAGGUUAUCAAACCGAAGGAUCCCAUUCCUCGUCGGAUAAAGAGAAUGACGAUGCUAGAGGUGGAUCGCGCACGCCUACCGGCAGCUACACCCCCGGCAGCGGUUCGCUGUCACUAAGUGGAAGAGGGAGUGGAAGUUAUACUGGCAGCUAUUCGCAUAGCCGUAGCCGUACCCCGACGGGCAGUUACAGUGGAAGUGAAAGGUCGAGGUCGAGGAGUGGAAGUUAUAGCGGUACCGGCAGUCGAACAGGCAGUGGUGGAUACACCCCGAGCGGAAGUUACACUCCCGGAAGCUUGGAUAGUGGAAGCUAUACCCUUCAGGCGGCUACCAAUGGAGCUGAAAGCACCUCGAGCAGUGGCAUCGGAGGCCAUACACCCAUUUCAUCAAGCGAGACAGGUUACGACGUGUGUCCGUCCUCCGACUUUACAGACCUCACCCGACCGACUUUGACAUCUGAGUCUGAGACGGCUGCGCCUUUUUCUCCCCCAUCGCCGACUAUCUCAGCAGCAGCUCCAGCUUCAGAAAAAUACGUCACUGCGUCUCAGGCAAGCACUGAAUAUGUCACUGCGGUUGUUCAGUCUUCGAGGACUUCUAUCACCUCCUUCGAAUCUUUCCCGACGAUCCCAGGUUCAGAGUACUUGAGUGCUGAAUCAGUCUCGACGGAGUAUCGCACAGCUUCUGACCCAGGUGUCGAAACGGAUUUCCUGACAGCGUCAGAGCCAUCGGAGCCCUCGCCUCCGUCCGAGUACGUCGGCUUUGAGGACGAGCUGGAAGAAAUACCCUCGGAAUCGCAGCUGAACACUCCUGUCCUUUCGUCCCUUGAUCUUGAUCUGGACCGUGGGCGGGAGGAGGAGGAACGCAGCAUAAUACGUGUUCCUUCGGCUAUCCCAACGAUUAGGUCACCAUCGAUUUUCUCCGAACUCCUUCCUGAGGAGAUUCCACUGCCACCGUCGGCACCUCCAUCAGUUCCGCCUCCUGCUACUUUGAGCCUGCCUUCUCCAUCUCCGUCGCCGUCUUUGCCCUCCCUUCCGGUGACACAGCCUCCGCCGACCUCCCCACUCUUGCCGUCGUUGUCACCAUCAUUGUCUCCGACGCCGACACCGUCGCUACGCCCGUCGAUACCACCGUCCCUGCCGCCGUCCUUGCCGUCAUCAUCACCUUCCUUAUCUCUAACACCAUCGCCACUGGCUGAGUCUACGGAGGAGCGAGAUGUCGCAACACCCACCUCGUUCCAAAUCCCUCCAACUACGGAGUCGUCAGUGCAAGAACCCGAACUCCCUAUUGAUCAGGACGAGGAUGCAAUUGACGAAGAGACUGUCAGCCUUAGCCUGCUUUCUUCUCUUCCUCCUUCGACUUUGGGUUCAACUUCAGUUAUUACACCUACGUCCCUCGACAUUUCAUCUGCCUCCACAGCUUCAACGUUGCCACCCUCUACUCCUGUCCUGCCCCGGACUACGUCGGCAUACGUGUCUGAAUCAUCUCUCUCGACGUCCGCGGAUCUAACAACUUUUACUCAGACGUCGUCUUCCUUGGUACCCCCGAGCCCGCAACCAUGGGCAACGGCAACUGACAUUUCAUACGAAUCAUCAAUUCUCCAACCUUCGCCGUCUAUUCGGUCUAUCGCACUCCAUGAAAGCAUUGAGACGUCGUUUGAGACCUCCUUCCUUCGACCAAGUGGGUCACCGUCCUCCAUCGGACGUAUGAGCACGAUCCCACCAUCUCCUUCUCCUUUGACGUCGGCCCCGCCCCAAUCCCCUUUGCAGCCUUUGACCCCUGUUCCUGCAUUACCGCCUUCCAUCUCUUCUGCUACAGAUGUCGAGACUCCCACAAGCCUCAUGUUCAGUUCCGAAUCAUCGAGCUCCCUCGGAAGGACGUUAUCAACAUAUUCGUCAUCGUCAUAUGUUUCGCAGUCUUCAUUAAGCUCCUCUAUAUUUGGAUCUGGCUCAGAGAUCGACUGGGAGGAGCCUCAGCCACCGCCAGAGCUCGAGCCAGAGCCAAAGCCAGAUGUUGACCUGCGUUCAGAACCGUCCACCGUGCCAACGUUACUCAGCACACCACGUCCUUCACACCACAGCCCCUCUCUGACUCCAAGUCCGGUUCCAACUCAAAGGCUUCUCACACCAGAAGGCUCUCUUAUUGUUAGCAUCACCACGCCACAGGGUAGCGGGGCAACGGAGCAGUCCAGCCUGAGGACGAUACCCUCAGUCAGUACAGUGAUCACAGAAAGAGAUCUCGCUCGCGAGAUGGAUCGACUUGUCGGCGAAUUACACACCUACGAUCAAGCUCGCGGUCUCGAAAACGAAGAGAUUGCUGAAAAUGUCAGAGCACUGCGAGAGGAGCUGCGUGACCUUGCAAACUUUCUUCAGCGCACUCCGCCACCCUCGACCGCGCCAAUUGACCCCGUGCCAGGCCGGCCAGUGGAAGAGCGAGUACGUGUUGGCGUUCAACUUGUAGAUCGGUCCAUUGGUGGCAGCAGCGUAGUGUCUUCAUUACGGCCUUCAGGACUGCGAGUCAUGGAGGUAACUCUGCCUCCAGCUCCUGCUACAUCCUUGAGUCGUGCCACCAGCAACGCGAGCAGCCAAGGCUCUUAUUUGUCGUCACAUCAUUCGGAUGACUUCCUCUUUGAUGAGCCUCGAUCUCCACCCAUUUCUACAGGCAUUUUCGAAGCUGAGGAUGUGGAGGAUGACAUCACGACUGAGAUUUCCUCUAGUCCUCCAGAAACUAGUUCGUCGAGUGUUUCGUCAAGCCCCUUGUCGCCCUCAAGUGAGCUCUCUUCGGAGGCCAGCACUGUAAGGCAGACAGCUCCGGAUGCCCUGGAACGAGCUCUACGGGGCAUUCAAGCACAACUUGGGGAUUUGGAACGGGCCCAGGCCUCCGCGAGAAAUCUUUUGGAAGCUUUGCAGGAGCGACAAGUCCCAGCCCCGGAAGAUCACACCGGAGAGCUUGCUGAUCGAUUGCAGCGUAUUGAGGAGCUCAUACAAAAUCUCCUUGAGCAAGGCCACCCCAGAGGACCGGAGAUUGUUGUUCCCGCUCCAACAGCCACUCGCACGGUAUCAAUCUCAGAAUCAUCUGAUUCGUUGAGACGGUUGCGAUCCAUUUUGCACGAAUUGGCUUCUCCCCUGGAAGAUGGUCCUCAUGCACCGUCGCCCAGGACUGCGCAAGCUGGCCCAUCAGUUGCUCAACAGCUGGACACCAUCCUUUCUUCUGCUCACGACCCUCGCCCACGCCCGCCACCGGAGUUGCCGCAGGUGAGGCCGUUUAUCUAUCGACCGACGGAACGAGGCGAUCGUGCGCGAAGUGCGAGUCCAGCUUCAAUCGAGACCGUGCCACCGCGCCCGCCAACUGUUCCUCUGGUUUUUGUUAGGCCGUCAGAGCGUUAUCGUGCGCGAGAGGCUAGAGUACGACCAGUAGAACCAUCCGAGCCCGACACUAUCACGCAAGCUGCAACAUUCCGUCGGCCCUCACACCCACCUGACAUCAGUCCUGAAGAACUCUUGAAUGAACAACGACGACAACGCGACCUUCUUCAGCAAGCGUCUCAACCUCAGCCUCAGCCACCGCCUCGAGUUCAAGGCAGACCAGUGCCUCCUCCUCCGCAACCUGUUCUGCCCACGAGCCUUUAUGACUCGCGACCUCCUCGAGUUGAGACCGCUCCUCCGGACUUCGGUGACGAACCUGCACGAGGGACCAGAAGCUGGUACCAACGCCCUGGACAGCCUCGGCGUGCGGCUGUUCCUUCUGCCUCUGGUCCAAGUGCCCCUUCGCCUACAGCUGGCCCUUCAAGGCAACCUUCUGGAAUCCGUUACAUGCCGAUGCCCUCUGGUCCCACAUUUGUGCAACUGCCGCCGCUUUUCGAUUCACUUAUGGAAAUUCUCAGAGAGAAUCGCUUGGCACAGCUGGCCACUGUCGACCAACAACGUGAAUUAAUGAGAUACAUGAGAGGCCUGAACGAGUGGCUGGAGCGCGAUGUCCAUGAUCGACAAUCAGAGUUACGAGGAGUUGUUGCAAGAGUCGAUCAACUCAGUGAUUACAUUCGGGACAUGCAAAGGCAUGCUCGUGCCGCCUCAACACCGUCAAGUACGACUGAAUCAGAUACCCAAGUGUUUUACCCCCCCGGCCCCCCUGGACCUUCAAUGCCACAGCCACAGCCGUAUGGAGGGUAUCCAGCUGGCUUUCAACCGUUUGACCGUCCCGUCGUCCCCAGCGUUGUCCCGGAUAUCACUCCUCGACCAGCAUUUGGUCCUGUGAUACCUCAAGCUCCUCAACCAACUAUCAUUGUCCAGCCUGGCGGCGUAAUACCUCCAACAGCAGGGGUCGCGCCGGCCAUCCCGAUGGAUGGAUAUCAUACCGGAGGACCUGGACCGCAGCCUGUGCUUCGCGUUCCAACAGAACCUCCCAUCUUUAUUCCUCCGGGUUUUUCUCCCUCUGGCAGCACCGGGACACCCCGACCCGCGAUUCCUAUACCCACCCCGACACCAAUGUACUCAACAAUGGGUCCAAACGUCGUUCACGUGCCUCCAAGUCCUGAAAGUUCAACUACCAGUAGCACUCGCCGAACUCGCAGUCCCCGACGUCGUCCAAGCACUGGGACAGGAAGGAGCCGACGGUAUGGUAGUCCAACUUACUCUUCUCGUUCAAGGAGCAGGCGUCGACGCUCUCGUUCUCGCUCAAGGAGCAGAUCACCCAGUCCUCCGCUGAUGGUCACCAAUGGUUCUCCGCGCAUUCCAAUGCAAGCCUAUCCCCCAAGUCGACCUGCUUCCGCGAUGUAUCCGCCAACACCGACCGUUCAUGUCGUCCCGCCAUCCGCUCCGUCUAUGGCCCCUCAUUCGAUGUACGACGGUGUACCUCAGCAGCAACAGCCAACCAUUAUUAUUCAGCAGCCGUCUCAGCCAGCAGCGCAGCAACCAGGGAUUCAGCAACCUCCGGUCAUUAUUCAACAGCCUCCGCCAGUAGUCCAACAGCCACCAACCUUCAUGCCACCCAUGGAGACCGUACCAAGCAUGACGCCAAUGCCUAUGAGUCCUCUAGGGAUACCUCCCUCUGGGAUGCCCAUGACUGGUGUUCCUAUGACUGGUGUUCCAAUGCAAGGCAUGCCAAUGGGUGUUCCGAUGACGGGCAUGCCAAUGGGUGUUCCAAUGACGGGCAUGCCAAUGGGUGUUCCAAUGACGGGCAUGCCAAUGGGCGUCCCAAUGACGGGCGCACCACCCGUAAUAGUUCAACAAGGUAGUCCUCGUUCGAGCAGGUCGAGGAGUAGUGGUAGAAGACGGCGCUCCCGAGAGAGGAGGACUCCUCCACCCGCUGCUGCGCCUGCGCCUGCACCUGCACCUGUCAUUAUCACCGGAACUGAACGUCGGUCUCGUUCUCGUUCACCGCGUAGGCAUACUCCACCACCAGCACAGAUGCCUGCUGGCCUUACAAUCCUUCCAUCUCAACCUCUUGGCCCUGGUGCCCAAGGACCGGUCAUGAUGAUGCCUGCUCGCUCGCCUUCAAGACGGAGUCAUCGCAGUCGGCGGCGGAGCCAUUCUCCCGACCGUGUCAUGGUUCAACCACAACUACCCACUAUCUAUGCCCCACCAGUAAGCCAAGCCGCACCUGCACAACCGCAAGUGCUUGUUCCUGGCACGGCUAUGGCACCAAUGCCCGUUGUUCUUCCACAUUCACCCCGUCGUUCUCGCUCAAGAUCCAGAGAACGCCGGGAUGCACCAAUCAUUCUUCCUGGCGCUAUACAGCAGCCUUUAUCUCGUCGCUCGCCAUCCCCUCACCGUCGUUAUUACACCAGCUCACGAUCUCCUCCGCAUCGGCGCCGGUAUACUAGAUCUCCUUCACCUCGUCGGCGUCGUUCGAGGACACCAUCUUCUCCGCGUCGUCGCCGUACUCGGAGCCCAUCUCCGAGACGUCAUCGCUCUCGCUCGAGAACGCCUACUCGGGCUCACUAUCCUUCGACAACUCCAGUGGCUGUGAUUCCUCCACCACCUAUCGGAAUGAUGCCUAGCCACCCUGGCUAUUACCCGACUCACCGCUCUACUCGUUCGCCUUCACCUAGACGCCGCUCUCCCACCCGUGUUCAAGUCGUUGGCGAUCCUGGUGAUCGCAGACGCUCCUAUUCUCCUCAUCGCAGCCCUUCUCGAGCCCGGCAUGCGGUGAUUUCUCCUAGACGUCGUCGAUAUUAUUCUCCCAGAGAUGAGUAUCGUGGCCGUCCAUAUUCUCCAAGAGACGGAUAUCGCAGCCGCGCAUAUUCUCCAAGAGAUGAUUCUCGCGGCCGUCCCUAUUAUUCGCCCCGAGGUCGGAGUUAUAGGCGCUCUUACUCGCCUCGAAGCCUCGACUCCCGUGAUCGCUAUCGUACGGAGCGUGGAUAUCCUUCUGGUCGACCUCGUUCCUAUACUCCUUCUCCUAGACGUCCUAUUCCCGGAGUCCGCCGAGCAAGGACACUCUCGCCAACGUCAAGUAUCUAUUCGCCCCGCCGGAGCCGUUAUCAAGACAGACCGCGUUCCCCAAGACGAACGGGAAGAACUGCCAGUCCUCGUCCAAUUUCCAGACAAGCGACAGGGGUCGCACCGACAGCAGAAAGCGGUCCACGGGACGAAAUUCGAAUCGUUGUUCCUUCCCGAGGUGCUGAACAUAGACCCCCUACAAUAUUUAGCGCCGCCGGCAGCGACGCAGGGCGUGCUUAUCCUAGUCGUCCGGUAACCCCUCAUCGAGUUGCAUCGCAAGUUUAUUCUCCCCGAGGCUCUACGUAUCAUUCUCCUCCUCCCGCUGUUCACGUCCGUCCUCCUAGUAUUCGGAGCGAGAGAUCACCGCCACCGGGGCCAUCUCGUGUUCCCAGUAUUCUCGCUGAAGUACCGAGAGCAGAAGCACCGAGAGCAGAAGCACCAAGAGCAGAGACAGGACGGCCACCACUCAGCCGCCCUCCCACGGCACAGCCACCCGAACAGAUCGCACGGCCUCCAAUUGUGCCAGGCGAACGUGCAGCAACUCCCCAACCCCCUCCUCGACUCACAACCCCUUUCGAUUUCCGCGUCGCGGACGAAAACCGAGAACAACUGGAUGCUCUCAAUGAAGCAGCCAACCGUCUUCAACUCAUCUCCGCUGCCGCAGAGGAAUCUGAAGAUCAAAGAGAGCUUGAGUUCCGUCACCACGAAGAUCAUCGCGAGCAAGUUUUCCUGGAGCACGAGGAGCGAAGGAACCAAGAGGCGAGGGAUCGAGCUGCAGGAAUAUGGAACGAACUGGAAUCGCGCCUUGCUGCUUUGCCAGCUCCCGCUCCGCCUGUCCAACCUGAGGAGGAGGCCCCCAUAACUGAGGCUGAGGCGGCUGCUCAGAAGGAGGGUGACAAGGAGUCUAUUGCUUCGAUCAGAACUCUUGCUACACAGGCGGCGACGCAACAUGCCGCCGAAUUGAUGGAAACAAUCCGACUUGAGCGAGAAGAUGCUGCUAGAGAGCGCGAGGAAAUGGCAGCCGAACGUGCGCAGCUGCUGGCCGAGCUCAGGGCAGAAAAAGAUCGCGUCAUCGAGGAGAAGGACAACAGGAUCAAGGCCUUGGAGGACGAGCUUUCGCAAUUGCGCAGCGAGUUUGAAGCGGAGAGGCAGCAGCGAGAGACGCAAGAAUCGGAGAUGAGAGAGCGAGAGAGAGAGGAGAGGAUGGAGCGUGACGAGUUUGUGCGUGCACAGUUGGGCGACAUCACCAACCUUGUUCAGGACCAACGUGACAUGUGCGAAACGAAGAAACAGCUGAUGGAUGCCCGAUGGGAAGAGAAGCAAGUACGUCGACAGGACAAAGAGGCACAGAUGAUUGAGCUACGGGACAUGGUCCAAAAGAUUCACGAAGACAUGGAGACUGAUAGAAACAGAGCCGACGAUGAACGUCGCCAGUCGCGGGAAGCCAUGGAGAGGAUCAUCGACGAUUUGCAGACGCAGAAUGCCCAACAACGCGAAUUGUUGACGCAAUUGUCCGAGAGUUGGAGAGCCGAUUGCGAGAAGCACCACGAAGAAACCCUGAACGCUGUCAGGUCGACUGCCAAUGAGCAAGUACCAUUCAACGUCCAAGGCUAUCUCGAUGAAUUCAGCCGAGCUUUGGCAACAGAAGUGCGAAUGCUUCUGGGCGAAGUUGGAAAGAUUCGAGAAGAACGUCGGGCACUUCAACAUGAAAUCGGCGAUUUGCUUUGCAUGAGGUCCAAGUAUGGUCCUGGCGGAGAGUAUGAACCUGAUUGGAAACCGCCUCCUCCACCCGCCCCUCCUCCUGAAGCCAUGGCACCAUCUCUGCCUGAUCCUCCAGCGGCCGCUUUCGUGCCGCCCGCAUGGAGGAAGGUUCCCCCACCUCGCGAGAAGAAGAAAAAGACGAAGAAAUCGCAGCAGGCUGCUGCCUCGACUUCUGCACCUCCGCCAGCGAUGCCUAUGGCACAACAAUACGAUGAUGCCAGACACCAGCUGACGUCGUGGGCUACUUGGAUGCCUAAUCGCGACAACCUCACGCCUUUGUCGGUGGAGCCCACCAUUGUUCCAGUUGAGCGUCGACCCAGUGGGCUGUUCGGUCCGGCCUCAUCGAACGGUUCGAUGUAUGAGCAACCUCGGUAG